Molecule: messenger RNA, 1000 nt
Organism: Telopea speciosissima
Lineage: Eukaryota; Viridiplantae; Streptophyta; Magnoliopsida; Proteales; Proteaceae
Product: chalcone synthase-like
Exons: 2
Coding region: 10-990 (326 amino acids)
Biological process (GO): polyketide biosynthetic process
Molecular function (GO): acyltransferase activity, transferring groups other than amino-acyl groups
Source: RefSeq, a predicted model, not a curated record
GACAAGUCCAUGAUCAAGAAGCGCUACACGUACUUGACCGAGGAGUUCCUCAAGGAGAACCCAAAGUUCUGUGCUUUCAUGGCGCCUUCAUUUGAUGCCAGGCAAGACAUAUUGAUUGUUGAGGUACCAAAGCUGGGGAAAGAAGCAGCAGAUGUGGCCAUCAAAGAGUGGGGACAGGACAAGUCCAAGAUCACCCACUUGAUCUUCUGCACCACCAGUGGUGUCGACAUGCCCGGAGCAGACUACCAACUCACCAAACUCCUUGGUCUCCGACCCUCUGUGAAGCGAGUCAUGAUGUACAACCAAGGAUGCUUUGCAGGUGGUACGGUCCUUCGCCUGGCCAAGGACCUUGCAGAGAACAAUAAAGGUGCACGUGUCCUUAUAGUGUGCUCUGAGAUCCAUGCUGUGUCCUUCCGUGGCCCAAGCGAGACUCACCUUGACAGUCUUGUGGGUCAAUCUCUUUUCGGAGAUGGAGCAGCUGCAGUGAUAGUUGGGGCUGACCCAAUUCCUGGUGUUGAGAAGUCCUUGUUCGAGCUGGUCUCGGCUUCCCAAACCAUCCUCCCUGACAGUGGAGAUGCCAUUGCUGGGCAUCUCAGAGAGGUUGGUCUCGUCAUCCAACUUCUUAAAGAGGUUCCCUACAUCAUCUCCGACAACAUUGAGAAGAUCCUUGUUGAGGCAUUUGAGCCACUGGGUAUCUCUGAUUGGAACUCAAUUUUCUGGAUCCCUCACCCUGGUGGACGGGCCAUUCUAGACCAGAUUGAGGCCAAGCUCUCCCUUAAACCGGAAAAGCUACGAGCAGCACGACACAUCCUUAGCGAGUAUGGUAACAUGAGUAACCCAUCUGUGUUUUUCAUAUUGGAUGAGAUGAGGAAGAUGUCGACCGAAGUGGGGUUGAAGACCACCGGUGAAGGGCUUGAGUGGGGUGUUCUUGCUGCGUUCGGACCCGGUCUGACCGUUGAGACUGUAGUGCUCCACAGCAUGGCUGCCUAGGGAGAAAAAA